AUGGCAAGCUCUUCCGACCGGAAUGACCGUGUCAUUCACGGUAAUGCCUUCACCCCGCGGGCAGGUCAUACCGCCAAUAACUCCAACAGCCCUGGAUCAAUCCCACACUCUCGCCCUGUUGGUUGCCCAAGCAUCAUCUCAUCCACGGGAGAUAUCGACGAAGCUGGCGCCCGUCUGAGUACAAUGAGCUUAAACAGCUCCCCCACCAGGCACAGCUAUUCCGGCUACAAUCAGGAACCUCACAGGCCACGUUCGUCUCUGACGGAUACAGACCGCACGGUCGCGAAUGAUGAUUUUGGUUCUCGCUUCCAGCUUGGAAUGCAGCCUUCGGGCGACGUAUUCCUUGAGGCGCAGAAUCAAGCCGGCGUGGGAAACAGGGAAGUUGGCCAUCCCAUCAACACUGCCGGACCUGAGAAGCCACCCAGCUCCGUAGGCACUUCUGGGCCUUUGACUGGAACAUCAGUAACCCUCCGACCUCGACCUUCCAACUUGAGCGCCCGGCAUCAUGUUGGCGGUGUUGAUGCCCAAGGGGUUUACCCCUCCACUGCAUGCGUCUUUGUAGCCAACUUGCCUCAGCUCCAGGAUGACCAAUCUCUUGAAGCUGCUAUCACCCGGGAGUUCAGCAAAUACGGAACUGUAUUUGUCAAAAUUCGGCGUGAUAGAGACCAGAUGCCAUUUGCCUUUUGCCAGUACACGAAAGAUGAGGAUGCCAAAGCCGCAGUAGACCAAGGGAGAGGAACACAGAUUCUCGGACGUUCUUGUCGCACGGAAAUGGUGAAGGCUAAUCGUACUUUCCUUGUUUCCCGGCGUUACGGCAAUAAAAUCACGCUCGAAGAAGCUCGUGAUGUUCUGGAGCCUUUCGGUGCUAUAUCCAAGGUAGAGAUACCGGAUGCUCGCACCCAGGAGGCCACGGGUAUCCGAGGUGCGGUACUUGUGGAGCUCUCCAACUUCGACCUGAGUCGCGACCUUCCAGCUUACUUCCGACACAAUGAUGCCUACCGCGUGGAGACUUUCCGACCCGAUGGCUUGAAGGAGAGGAGGUCGGGCAUUCUCCGACGUCAUGAUGCUGAUGAAGCUUUCCUCACGCAGUAUGAGGUUGACCGGCGCUCUGUGUUCGUUGGCAAUCUCCCUCGUGACAUCACCGAAGAGCAGGUAGCGGACUUGUUUUCGGCUAUUGGAACUGUUAAUAGGGUCCAGAUCAUCAAGAGAACUGGAACUCCCAUUGAGCAACCUUUCGGCUUCAUCGAGUUUGAUCGCCCAGAUACGCCAGAGGCUGCAAUAGCUGCUUUGCACGGCUUUAUUCACGAGGGCAGCCGUCUUCGUGUGGAGCGCAAAGUUGUCAAAGACAAGCAGUCUCCGCGUCGCGUGCCUUCUCGGUACUUGCCACGUCUCCGUACAGAGGUUGCUGGCACCAUAAUUCCUCCUAAUCCUGUGGCUCCCGCAACGCCCGAAGCAUCAGAGAGCAGGUUCAGUCAUCUAUCAGUCUCUUCAAACCUGCCCUCCUCUCCUGGCGGGGCUCAGUCGGCGACAUCUUCUGCAUGGAACUGGCCCUACCCGUACCAUAGCCCUAUGCAAGCAUCAUUCAACACCCACAACUAUGUUUCCGCGCCACCUUCGCCAUAUGGACCGCAGAUGCCUCUUCAGGGAAUGCCCAUGACGCCUCAGGCGACGCCGGAUUCUUUCGGUCAGUAUGCAGCAUACUACGGUGCCCUCUUCCCUCACAUGUCGUUCGUACCGAACCCUCUGGCUGGCAAUCCCAUGACGGCGAACCAUAUGGCCGCAGGUAUGGCGCCAUACUACACGCCGGCAUAUCCGUCGCCGACUACAAGCAGCUUCAACAUUGACAGGAGUGUCAAUGAAGGCGUGUCCAGCCCCACGCGCGCAAAGCACAAUAACCAAGACAACUCAACCCAUCUCAGCGGCGCGCCCCACGGCGACUUCAACAUUUCUUGA
Molecule: messenger RNA, 1953 nt
Organism: Pyricularia pennisetigena
Lineage: Eukaryota; Fungi; Ascomycota; Sordariomycetes; Magnaporthales; Pyriculariaceae
Exons: 9
Coding region: 1-1953 (650 amino acids)
Cellular component (GO): cytosol
Molecular function (GO): mRNA binding
Source: RefSeq, a predicted model, not a curated record